AUGGCUACCCCUUUGAGGAGAUCAAAGAGGCAGAAGGAAGCGCCGGCGAGAGUAGCUCCGGAAAUUGGCGCUGAGUCUACGUGGGGUCGGACCAGCCGAGGGGUCAAGAGAUCCCAGGGAGAUAACCCACCCACUCAUCUCCCUCUCUUGACUCCCGAAAGAGCUGCUCGCGACCAUAUCGGACAACCUGGACCGGCCGAGCGCCAUUUCGCUCGCCCUCUGCUCCACCCAGCUCUUCUCUGCCUGCGAAGCUCGCAUCUGCCGCGAGGUAGAUGUGAGCCUCGGCCAGCAUUACGGAAAGCUCCCGCUCAUACUGCCAUUUGCGGAAGGCGAAAGGUCGUCUUGCAGGGCGGGGAGAGAAAGCUGCGGCUUGUCCGAAAGCUCAGUCUCACUCCUCGCCCAGAAGCGCUGGGCUGGAUGAUCUCCCUCCUCGACGCUGUCUCGCCACACUUGACGUCGCUCGAGGUCAAGGCGCCAUCUCAUCUCGGGCAACGCAACGACAACCCAAAGCAGUACGAGCUGUUCGACGUCAAACUGCUCGACGCCGGCAUCAGUUGUCUUCUCCUAACACACGUCAACAUCGGGAACCGGAGCAUCCACUACGCCGAAACCAUCUUCCUCAUUAGCCGCCUCGCUCCCAAUAUGGUGUCGCUGGACGUGAAUAUCGACCAAUCCAUGGAGGAGUGUGGCGGCUGGGAGGAGGACAUCUUACCAGAGAUGCCCGACGAGCCGGAUGGGGACAACAAGCUCCGCUUCCUCCGGCUCGCAUUUAGGGACAUGACCUUCGCCGACGAUGGACGAACACCCCAUACCAUUCCCGGAAUAUUCCCCACAUAUUCGUCGCAGCUCGGCAGAUUGGGUUCCGAGGGGAAAUGGACGGGAGUCGUGCGAUCCUUUCGUCAUGGACCGGAGGAGCUCCUCCACCUCCGCAUCUUGACCCGACUCGUUGAGGUCCUCGAUCGCGUCUUUCCAGGCACGGUCUCAGACGAAGACGAGGAUGAGGCUCCUUUGGAGAUGGACUACACGGCGUGGGACGGAACAGAGCGGCAGAAGGUGUAUGAGGAGCGGGACGAUCUGAUGUGGAGUCAUCUCUCGGACUACGAGGGAUUGGCGGUACCUCUGGAUGUCAUCGAGGAGAUGCUGGAGGCAGAGGGACUGGAGAAGGGACGCGAGGGAAGAGGGAUCGAGAUUGGGGAUGCCGGAUGGCAGGUCGUGCUGGAUUGGCGGGAGUCUCAUGGAGAUAGGGUGGAUGGUCUAGACCUUUGUGUAUCCGGGCGGAGACAAGCAGAAGAGGCAGACGUUAUCUUCCACGCGAGAAUGAUGGACCCAUUCGAUCGGCUUGAUAGCGGUACCAUCUCGAGCGUCAACAUCGGACAUAUACGGUCCCUACGGCACAGCGAUGAGGAGCUCCUCCACGCUCGACUACUCUACCAUCAUACAGAGGUAGACGAUUGCCCCUAUACACACACCAACGACGACACACAAGGUCAUGCUGCAGAUCACCAGAUCGUCUACGCCGCCGUCGGGGGUGUCCUGCGCAACAAGCUCUACCUUUGGGAGCGGGAGGCGUUCUGGCACGAGUACAUCACCUUUGAAGGAUUGCAUGUUCCAGGUCAGGUCCUGCAGGAGAUGAGACGCGAGGAGGUCGGGGCGGAUGCGUGGACAGGUCGGCAGGUGGAGGUGGGCACGAAGGGAUGGCAAGUGCUGGCGGAAUUCAAGGCACUGGAGGAGAGGGCGGCAGCACGGCUACAGGCGCACCGAGCAAAGCGGAUGAAGAUCCAUUCUCUAGCUGCCGAGACCAGACAUGGAGCGCCUAACGGAGCAGGCAUGUUGUGUAAUCUCAUGCGAGCAUCUACCUGUAUAUCCAUCCGCUGUACCGGGUACGAAGAGCAGGACAGGCAAGACCAGCAGAUCUACCUGGACGCUGACGGCUGCGCCCAAGCAGCAACUGUCAUCGCCGGGCCAAGGAAUGAGGAGUUGCGCAACCAAGGGUACCAAGAACCUUCACUUCCAUCUUCUUUCGCCUUUGCCUUUCAUACCAUAAUCCACCGAAGGGCGGUCAUCUGCAUGCUCGUCCCCAUCACCUCCAAAUCUCGCAUUACCCUCACAUCUCUCCCCCAAGAAAUCAUCAAACUCGUAGCUCUUCAACUUGAUCAAAAAUCAGCCAUAUCCUUAUCUGUCGUUGCUCGAUCACUACACACACCAUCGGAAUAUCGCGUUUGGCGGGACAUCGAUGUCUUCCUCAAUCCACACCAUGGGGAGCGCGUCCUCGUUCAGCCCCAUGAGCGCAGCAGCUCAGGCGCGCACGUGGAUUGGGCGAUCGAGAUGGCAAAGGAUGCAGAGCAGCGGCAUCGGGCUGCGCUUAAGGGGCGAGUGCGCACGCUCCUGGUGGGUCUGGGCGAGCGCAGGAUGGGGAUGGUGGAGAAGGUCUCGGUCAUACCCCGGGAGGGAGCCCUGCUCGGCAUCAUGCAGCUCCUCGACACGGUCUCGCCAACGCUCAAACGGCUGGAAGUCCUUCCCCAAUUCGAGCACGUAUUCGACAACCACUGGGCGUCCGAAAAUGACCAAACGCUGGACGUCCGGAUGCUCAGCGAAACCAUCACAUUCCCCUUCCUCACCCACCUUCAUAUCGACGCCGGAGCGAUCCGCUUCAACGAUUACCUCCUACUUCUUGUCAGUAGGGCGCCCAAUCUCAUCUCUCUCGAUGCGGACCUAUCGGGAGAAGCGGAAGUGCCGGAUUGGGAGGAAGGUUCCAUGGCACCUCUCUUCCCGAACAAGAUUGGGGAGACGAAGUUGCAGCGGGUUCGGCUCGUAUUCGGUGACGAGGAUGUAGAGCGUGAUGACAACUACCCGGCCGGUGUCGUCCUCAUGGGGAGUCCGCUCCUCCAGCAAGCGUGCCUGCAGGACAACUCCAACGAUCAAGAUCUAGAGCAUAUCAUCGCUCCGGCCAUCAAAGGGUCGCGGUGCCUAAGCGAGCUCGACUGGAGCAUCACACUCAAUGACUUCACGCACUGCUACUCCGGUACGGAUGCGGGGCUCGUCUCGCUGCAACGACUAGUCUUAGGGUCAGGAUGGUCCUCUGCCUUCGAUCCAAUACUCCACCUGCGGGAGAGUAUCUUCGAGGACCGCCCCUGCGGCACGGCGCGUCCUACUGGUAUCAUUCGAUCCUUCACACACGGUAAUGAAGAAGUCCUUCACGCUCACCUCCUUCUCCGUUACAUGGAGAGGGCGGAUGUUCCUUCCCCCUUUCCCCCCCACCGGUCAAAUAGUCCCGACAACUACAUCGAGUAUGCCGCUGCGGACGGUUCCCAGCGCCAACGUCGAUUCGAUCGCCAUUACGAGGGCUAUCAGGACUUCACGGACUACAAGGGGGUCAAGGUGCCCAUGUGGGUCCUCCAGAAGAUGAGGCGGGCGGAGGGAGUGGAGUACGGCGGCUGGGAAGGUAGGGGUAUCGAGCUAAGUAGGGACAAGUGUAAGCAGGCGCACGUUACAAUGCUUUCCCCUCAACAUCCCUCAUUCUCCCGAUUCCAGUCCCUCCACAACAAAUCUAUCCAUCACAAUAAUCGCGUUUCAGUCGGCAGUAUCAACUCGGGAUGGGCAACGACGUGUGGGGCGGGCGGGCGGACUGUAACAGAGCUGCCGUGCUGGGGAGGGGGUCUGGUAUCAGAUGGGGAAUCUACGAGCCAGAGCGAUGUGAAGACAGGGGUGUUUAUGCAGCGAAGAAUCAUCGACACUGGAGCUUUUGUAAGCGCAGCUGCUGCGCUUCCCUUCUAUACGGACCAGAAAUGCACCCACUCAGCCGGAAAUCCGGAAUUCGGAAUUGGCCGGACGAGGAAUGAGGAGUUUCGAAGUCCAGUCAGCUCUGCGUUCCUUCUCAACUUUCCGUUUGUACCUCAACUCAAUCAUAUCACCUCGUCUUCGGCAGCCUUAUUGCGUCAACACAACGUCAAAAUGGUUUCCCAAGCCAACACCGCUUCCAACGCCAACAUCGCGCCGGUCAACCUCCUGUCGAUCCCGAAAGAGGUCCUGACGCAAAUUUGCCUCUUGGUUGAUCGCGAAUCCGCAAUCUCCCUAUCCCUCGUUUGCCGCCACCUCCACUCCCCCGCCGAGCACGCCAUAUGGAGGGAGCUCAAUAUCUUCCUCAAUCCGCACCACGGCUCAUACGUCCUUGUCCAACCUUACGGCCGCAGCGGACAUGGCCCGCACGUCAGCUGGGCGCAAGCCGAGGCGUUGCGGGCCGAGAACAGGCACCGUGAUGCCCUUCGCGAGAGGGUCAACGAGCUCAUCAUGGGGCUCGGAAAGAGGCGUCUCGGGUACGUCGAGAAGGCCAGCAUCAUCCCAAGGCCCGGCGCCCUCAUGGGCAUCCUCCAACUCCUCGACCUCCUCUCCCCCACACUCAAGGCGCUCGAAAUCAACGCGCCGCUCAAGCACGUCUUUGAGACGGAAUGGACGCCCAAAACGUACGAUACGCUCGAUAUCCGCUUCAUCGGGUGCGGUGUCGUAUUCCGGUCGCUCACGCACCUUCGGAUCGGUAAGGGCGCAAUUCGGCACGUCGAGUUCCUGCUCCUCCUCGUCCAGGCCGCCCCCAGUCUUACAGAUCUCGAUGCGGAUAUCGACCACCGCAUGGAGGCCGGCAAAUGGGACGCCCAGAUGGUCCCAAGUUACUCGCCGGACGUUGGCGAUACGGAGAUACGGAGGUUGCGGUUAUGCUUUCGCGAUCGGACGGGCGCCCCUCAAGGCGCCUCCCACCCUAUCAUUUCGGUCAUCGAGAGCAGUCUGUGUCUGCAACAGCUGGCGUUGCAUUACAACGGGUCGCAAAUCACCGUCGCAUCCCAGCUCAUGGACGCGCUGGACGACAAGGCUGAUCUGACGGAUCUCGACUGGUCCGUAACCCCCAAGCGCUUCUCCGAAUUGGCGUCGACCUUGCAAUACGGCCUGCCUUCUCUCCGCAGACUAGUCUUGCACGUACCCGCGCACAACGCCGAUCCCUAUAUUGAGCUGUUCGAGAGCGGGCUGGCGGACUUCUCUGAGCUCGAAACUAUCUGCAUCGUCUGCAACUCCGAGGACAAUCUGCGCGACACCGCUACAACCGACUUUCCAGAACCAGCAGCCUGCAUCGGCAUGCUUCCCUCCUUCGCUUCCACCCUGCGCUCCCUCCCAAAGUUCACGGCCAUCAACCCCAUCGCCAAGGCUAGCCUUCCCGCCGACUCCUGCAUCUUCCAGCACCUCGACGCGCUCGAGCUCUCCGCCAAGCCUGUCGGUUUCGUUCGCUCCUUCUCCUCCUCAUACGAGGGCGACGAGCUGCUCCACGCGCGGCUCUACAUGCACAGCUUCGAGCUCUCCGACGUGCCCUUGCCCGUUGGUCCUCUACCCCUCGUCUAUCAUCCCAAAAAGCAAGUUCAAUACACUGCCUCGGACGGCUCGGAGCGGCUCAAGACGUUUGAGUGGCGGGCGGAGGGAUCUUGGGUCAAUCUCACCGACCUUUCGGGACACGCGGUGCGUCUGGAAGUCCUGAAGAAGAUGAGACAGACGGAGGGGAUCGCCGUGGGCGAGUGGGAAGGGCGAGACAUGGAGGUUGGCAAAAAGGCUUGGAAGCACGCGUCGCAUUUUAUCAAGUGGAAAGAGGCUGGGGGAAAGGUCGAGGCGGAGCCGGAGGCGGGCGUGUUUGUUGACGUGGACGAGGUGGAACAGAGCUCCGAGGAGGAAUAUUGA
Dioszegia hungarica is the source of this 5712-nucleotide messenger RNA. RefSeq lists its product as uncharacterized. The transcript has 15 exons. The coding region runs from base 1 to 5712 and encodes 1903 amino acids. Lineage: Eukaryota; Fungi; Basidiomycota; Tremellomycetes; Tremellales; Bulleribasidiaceae. Gene Ontology annotation, molecular function: protein binding. The record is from RefSeq and is a predicted model, not a curated record.